CGUGACCAAAUUUAUUACGUGAAUUUCUACUUGAAGCAAGACUUGAUAUGUGAAUCUUAGAAAUUUAAAGUUCCAGUUCUCUUGUUACCAUGGAUACUGGUAAGGCACCAGCGCCUGUACCGCCAACAACAACAACAACAAAAACUAAUGUGACGCCACCUAAGUCACGUGAUCGCCAUCGUCGGAGUAGGUCGUCAAUGGACUGGGAUCCCCAUGGAGAGCUACCGGUCUCCUCCAUAGCAGUAGACAACGAUUGGUUUGAAACCCGGGGCAAGACAAAGGCCGGGAAACCGAAGAAGGUAGUAACAGUGGACGAAUCUCUCCCAAAACGUCAAACACGGUCAUCAACAGGAAGUCGAGUGUCCGAGCGAAAGUAUGUUAUCAGUGACAGUGACAGUGAUGAUGACGUCCAGGUCAUCAAGUCGACUAUCAAAAACCCACCGUUACCGAAACUCACCAUUAAACCCAUCACGAGUGGCACAGGAACCAAGCAGUUUAAGAGUAUGCUGUCGCAACCUAUUGCGCCAAAACCGGCGCCGCCCACAGGCGGGUUGAGGCGCACACCUGUCUCGAUGGUUCCGGCGCCACCACGUGUUCAGGUGCCAAUGCCGACGGCGACGUCGCGUGGAGCAGUUCGCGGGAGACGCGGGAAGACGCCAUCGUCGGCCAUCCCAGACAUCGAGUUACUCAUGGAGUGUCAUGACGAGGAGCUGUCUGCAAGCCAGGUCGAACACCAACGCAAAAUGCAGACGGAAUUCGAUAAGGUCUCAUUCCAGAUUAGUCGAAUGAAGCAGGACGCGCUGCUAGCGGGAAAGGAGGUGUCGCAAAUGGUGCCCGUGUCGCACGGGAUGAAGUAUUUUACUAUCACGAGUCAACAACAGGUGGCAGCAGUGGCGAAUGGUGCACAGCCGAGAGCAGCAGUUCCAUCGGACGAUUCAGACGUCAUCAUUAUCGGCGAGACGCCUUCGAAGGCAGGGCCAGCGCCCCCUGUUGCCAGCGCUACGAACCUUCAGAAACAGAACGUGAUGACAACAGCAGCCGGGCAGAAGCUUGUCAUAGCGACGACGCCAUUGACGAUGUCAUCUGGCGUGCAGUUGGCACCGACGAAAGUGCAGUCGCAACCUGCCGCGCAGCAAUUUGCUGGCUACCAAAUCCUAAAGAUCGGCAAUCAGCAGAUACAGAUACCGUCUGCUCAAAUCAUCCUCCAGCAACAGUCGGUCCAGCAGCAAGCGACCACUGACACAGUCGCGGCACCGGCGCCAAAACUCGCGCCGAGACCCGGCCCGUCAUCGAGGACGAAGCCAAUCUCAGGUACACACGGUCUGGGUGUUCGCCUGCCUCAAGGCCAGACGACUUCAUUGCCCGAAGUCCGCCAUAAUAUUCUGAAGCCGGGAAGCUGGGUGCCGUUAGAUGAAUACUAUUAUGGGAAGCGUGAGGGCGAUCCCGCGUACUCUGAAGAUAAGGGCGAGUUCAGAUUCAAAUGCUGGUUUUGUCACAAGAUGCUUUACAACAACGUGAAACUAAUGCUACACAUGCAAGGUCACAUCGACAGUGAAAAACAACAGAACCUCGACCUCAGCGACCUGACGCAAUGUAAACACUGCUUCCGCAAUUUUGAUACGCCCUUCGAGAUGCAGUGCCAUAUUGAGAAGGUUCACCGUAGCAGUUCCAAUGUCCUCGUCUGCCGAAUCUGCGAGAAAGACCACCAGAGCCAUCAGAGUCUUGCCUCACAUAUGAGGAUCAGUCACACGGCCUGCGAGAUGCCAUACUUAUGUACACUGUGCAACUUCCGAUCAUCCGUGUAUAAUGACGUCAUUGAUCACUUCAAAAAGCUUCACAGCGCCUCUGCAUUUGUCCUCUGUUUUUAUUGCCUCCGGGUCUUCAAGAUCACAGUCUCUAAAGUCAACGGCUGGGGCCUGACCCAAAACUUCUACCAGCAUUUACAAAAGCACCAAGUCAAAGGAACGUCAAAACGUUGCACCGCCUGCAAACUCGUCUUCUUCAACCGGGCGGAGCUAAAGAAUCAUAAGAUUAAAGACCAUGUCGCCCACCAGAAGGCGCUGUUGAACACGUCGGGAAAAAGCACGACCGAACAGGUCAUGAUUAAGGUCAAAGAUGGCAGCUCGAAGAUCAAGUCGCUGAAUGUUCAGUCGAGUAUUCAGAUACAGGAAUAUAAGAAUCUUCAUUAUAAUCAGAAUUUGAGGGAUCUGACGUGUGUCGAAUGUAAGCAGGAAAUGAGUACUUCGGACCAUUAUAAGAAAUAUGUUCAGUGCACUCUCUGCCGCUAUGCGACAAACUGCAGCAACGCCUAUUCAUCUCACAUGAUGAACUUCCACGCAGAUUUCUCGAAUCGCGAGGUCACACUGGAACAGAGGAUGAAAGGUCGCAUGUACUGCGUGUGUGGCUACUCCAGUCAGUUCGGAAAUACCAUCGCCAAUCAUCUUGUGUUUUGCAACAAGCAGACGUCAUACAAGAACAAGCAGACGCCAAAAUUUAUUUUCGACGAGGAGUCGAAUCCAAGCAGCGUGGAUAGUUCAAUAUCCGAGGAGCAGCCACGGCCAGCCACGCUGUUUGAUGCUCUGGGAUUGGUCAAACGGAAGCCAUCUGACCGAGGCAAAUCAAUCGCUGAUUCACCACAGCGCAUGGUUCGUAAGAUCCUCCACGGUGUGAUUGACGAUAUUUUCCCGGCUGAGACCACAGCGGCCGCAGUUUUGGAUGAAGUCGUGACAGCGGCGUACGCGACACUCCAGCAGAAUAUCGCGGCCAAGAAAGAAGCAGAGAAUAACUAUGAGGUUCCAGCCGACCCGAUGAAACAAAAAUGGCUACCGACGCGCGAGGACGAGGACAUCCCAGCCGCGCUGAAAGGAUCGCAGAAGUGGUCGGCCGUGAAGUUCAAGGAGAAGAAGGCUCCGAGUAAACGGUCUGUCUUCCUGGGGACUUCUGAUGUUGAAGAGGAUGAAGAGGAUCAACUCACACAGACCAAGAAACUUAAGAUAGAUGACAACACCGUUGUCAUGGAAACCACAAGCCCUGUUGCCAUGGAAACCGAGAGUCCGGUUGCUGGUAGCUCGCGGGAGGAGAGUCCUGGAAUGGAGGAGGAGGAUACCUCCGAGAUCGUUGAGCGGAAGGAUAGUCCGAUUAUUGACGAGGAGGAAUUGAUUCCUGUUGUCGGUAGUCUGGUUGCUGAGGGAGAUAGUCUGGUUGCCGAGGAAGAUAGCCUGGUUCCCGAGGAAGACAGUGUGGUUGUAGAGGAAGACGGUAUGGUUGUCGAGGAAGACGGUAUGGUUGUCGAGGAAGAUAGCAUGGUUGCCGAGGAAGAUAGCAUGGUUGCCGAGGAAGAUAGCAUGGUUGCCGAGGAAGAUAGCAUGGUUACCGAGGAUGACGGUUUGGUUGCUAAGGAAGACAUUUCUAUGACUAUCACCAAGAAUGAAAGUCCUGUUAUAAUGGAAGAUAGCCUUGUUGCCGAGCCAGAGAGUUCUGUUGCUGAGGAAAAUGAUUCUGUUGCUAAGGCUGAUAGCACUGAAGUUGAGAAAGAAAUUACUGAUAUUAAGGAAGAAAUUCCUGUUACCAAGGAGGAAAUUCCAGUUGCUAAGAAAGAUACUCAUGUUGCUGAGGAAGAAGUGUGUGUUGCCAAGGAAGAGACUCCUGUUGCUAAGGUUGAGACUCAUGUUGCCAAGGCAGAAACCCAUGUUGCUAAGGAAGAGAUUCCUAUUGCUAAGGAUGAGAACAAAACUAUCUCACUGGGUCAGGAUAUCAGGGCUGAUGAUGCUGAUGAAAGAGCAGAUGAAAAAACAAAUGUCAUGGACAUUGAGGUUCAAAAGGUUGAAGAGACAGUCGGAAAGAAAGGAGAGGGACGUGAAGAAAUUGAAGAAAGAGAAAGAGUUGCUGAGACAAAUGAGGAAGGAAUGGAAGCAGACGUCAAAGAUGAAGUUGAAGAAGAAGAAGAAGAAGAAGAAGAAGCUAAGGAUGAAGAGGGUACCGAAGUGAAAGCAGAAGAGAGCGAAAUAAAGAAGGAAGAAAAAAAUGAUGCUUCGCAGGGUCGGGAAGAGUACAGAACAAAAUCAGAGGUGGAUUCGCAAAGUCACGCCAAGCCGGAAUCUAAGGCUGAGAAGCCCGGGACACCAUCUCUGGACUCGGAUAGAACUGUUGGUCAAAGUGUCGGAGGGAAAGGUGAUGGUCCUGAGGAAGGUGUCGAGCGCCCUGGGGCGGACUGUAAACCUGAAGGUCAAGGUCAGAUUGAUCCAAGGUCACUUGGUCAAGGUCAAGGUCGUGCAAAGCCUGAAGACACUGAGGUCGAGGUGACAAAAAGUGAGAAAUCGGACGCAGAAAUGUCUUAUGGUGGACGAGGUGACUCGGAGGCCGCAAAAUUUGUCCCGCCCCCUGUUGGCGCAGCAACGAACGAGACAAAACGCGAAAAUUCCGAAAAAAGUUCCGAUUACUGGAAGGAUGAUCGAGAGAGGUCGCGAGGCGAGAGUUCGUCUGGUGGUGAGCGGAGGGAGCGGUCCGAGAGCCGUUCAUCCGAUGAUAGGUCGUACGACCGCAGGCGGGAUGAACAGCGGUCGCGAGAUUACGACAAUCGGGGAGACAGAUAUGGGCGAGAUGACUACCGCCAAAGAGAUUAUGAUCGCCAUGGCAACCGAGACUACAGGUCGCAGGACUAUCGCCAAGGUGAUCGCUACCACGAUCGCAGGGACGAUCGCCACAGAGAUGAUCGUCACGGCAACCGCGACCGUCACCACAGGGACAAUCGCCAUGGCGAUAGAGACCGUGAUAGAGAUCACUACAGGCAGGACCAGUACCGUAACCGUGGAAACCGAAAUAGUGGCGGAGGAGGGUACCGAAGGGACUAUUAUUAGAUAGUGUUGUCAUAGCGACCAUAAUUGUUUGUCUGAUGUCAUAUAGCCAUGGCAAUAGAGAUUAGUAAAUGUUGAAGUUUUACAACCAAUUAGGAUGAUUUAAAAAAAGGUUAUUUGAGACGCAUUUGUGUAAAUAGUAUAAAAAUUUUCUAAGCAAGGGGAGGAAAAGUGUUGUAAUGCAGUAGAACCUCUCUAUUAAGGACACCCUCGGCACUGACAAGUGCUGUCCUUAAUAGAAAGGUGUCCUGAUUAGAGAGGUCAAAUUGAAAGGAGACUACCAAUUUGGGACCAAAACUAGUGUCCUUAAUAGAGAGGUUGUCCUUAAUAGAGAGGUUGUCCUUAAUAGAGAGGUGUCCUUAAAAGAGAGGUUGUCCUUAAUAGAGAGGUGUCCUUAAUAGAGAGGUGUCCGUUAAGGGAGGUUCCACUGUAUUUAUGAACCUGGAUUGCUCACAUUCAAUAAGAAUAUCCUCUAUGAUUCUUAUUUAAUAAGACCUUCCAAUGAGGACACUUUUAGAGUUUUUUUGACUACUGUUAAUGAAAAAAUACCUCUUGGGAGUUGAAUUUUACAAAGGAAAAUGCAUUUAGAGGUACACUGGGUGUUCAAAUCGCUAGGAUACUUCAAAAUUGGGGACAUUUGACUGAAAAUAGUCCAACAUCUAUUUGAAAUACUGUUUGGACAUUUUUUGGGAAUGACAGGUCAGUUUGAUGGACUUAAUUGGCAUUUGACUCAUCAAUCAAAGUUAAAACAAGUUAAUUAUUGACAAAGAAUAAUUUUGGAAAUCUUCGAAGAUGCAUAUAUAUGCAUUUGUUCAUUUCGCAAAAGUUGCGUGAAUUCCUCGGUAAAAUAAUCGAAGUGUUUGCAGAUUUGCUGUGAAAUCUUUAACUUUGUGGAAUGAGCAAUAGCUUUGUACAGUGUUGAUCUGAAGGAAUUAGUCACAGUCAUUUCAGAAAAGUUCUGAAAAUUGAAAAAAAAUAAAUUUGUCGUUUCAUAGAUUUUUCUGAGGAGGGGGGGUGAAGACCUCUCACGAUAAACUGCGUUUUUGAACAUCUUUUUAAAUUCAAAUCUUGGGGAAUAUUUUCAAGUUUUCGAAAAUUUUGGUCAAGACGCCAAGACCAAUUAUGGGGUGGCUACUUCCUUUUGCGCAAGACUGUACGAUAUUCUUUAUAAAUGAUGAAAAUGUUAUGUGUUCAAAACAGCAAAAGCAGUCUCAUUGACGAUGUUAGUGUUGGUAUAAAAAUUGUAAAAUGUUAAUUUAGUUCAUAAUUAUAUAUCAAGUUAUUCAGAAAAAAGUCCCCGUCUCUUAAAGGGCUACGCCGUCAUCAAAAAUUUGAAAUUGUAAUUAGAUUUGAAAAUCUAAAAUUGCGUAAAUUCCAACUGAAUUUCAGCUUUGACGUUGGCCAAACCUGCCUCUGGUCAAGGACGAUCACGCACGGCUAUUAAUACACCCAAUUGGUGCCUAACUGUAGUGGCACGUAAACACGCUCAUCCCGCCUUGGAGGAAGAAUACUCCGUGGAGAAAAUCACCUCCAAGUGUAGAGCGAACGCUGGAGAAGAAGAGUGGAGACUAUUCUGUGACUAUCACCUACCAAUAACUUCUUUACACCUUCACAAAAUAAAACAAAAUCUUGCUAUUAAGGCCGUUUUAUCUUAGAAACCAGUGUCGGUGGUAAUUUUGGCAUAAUCCGGGAUAAUCUUGUUUGUAAACAUUUUUCUUAAAACUUGUAAUUGUUAAAUAAUGAUCAAAAUAACAUUCA
This is a messenger RNA of Lineus longissimus, 6611 nucleotides long. RefSeq lists its product as uncharacterized. The transcript is spliced from 19 exons. Gene Ontology annotation, biological process: positive regulation of transcription by RNA polymerase II. The record is from RefSeq and is a predicted model, not a curated record. Gene Ontology annotation, cellular component: nucleus. Bases 90 to 4856 code for a protein of 1588 amino acids. Lineage: Eukaryota; Metazoa; Nemertea; Pilidiophora; Heteronemertea; Lineidae.